AUGAGCACGCCUCGGCCCUCGACCUCGUCCGUACGCUCGUCCUCGGUGCGCUCGUCCGCGUCGUCGUCCUACUCGUACACCCCCGACCACGACAAGGACUUUCUCCCAAACCUCAUCGCAAAGUACGGCUCGUCCACCUCGACCGCCUGGCUCGAAGACCGCUACGCCAUCUGGCGCUCGCCCGACCACCAGCAGUCGAACCCGCGCGUGCAGGGCUACCUCCCACGCGGCAGCUUCUACUUUGCCUGGGGUCCGCCCAUCUGCCGCGACGACCCCGACAUCCGGCACUCGGUCGCGCGCGAGUUUGUCGAGUGGGCCACAAAGACAAAGAAGCGCAGGGUCGCGUACUGCGUCGUCGACACCGAGUUUGCAGAGUUGCUCGGGAAGGAGUUUGGGUGGAGCGUCCUUUCCUGCGUCCGUGAAGACGUCCUGCACCCCGACAUCAAGAAGCUCGAGGAGAAGGAGGUGCGACACAAUAUCCGACGGGCAGACCGCGCGCACGUCAAGUACGACGAGAUCAAGCUCAAGGCGCCCUCGUACGCGCCUCCCGAGGACGUCAAGCACGAGAUUGAGGCCGGACUCGACAGGUGGAAGGCCAACAGGCAUGGGACGCAGAUUGCGGCCGCCGGCCUGCAUCCCUGGCUCGACGCACAACAUCGCCGCUACUUCCUCGCGCGAGACGAGCACAAGAAAAUCGUCGCCAUCUGCAUCCUGGCCCAGAUCGCGCACGACUCGUACCAGAUCAAGCAUGCGGUGACUUUCCCCAACGCACCCGGCGGCACCUCCGAAGGCCUCCUCGGGCACGUAAUCCGCGAGAUGCAGUUCGAAGGCCGCAACGCCCUGACGUUCGGCGCGUCCGCGACGAGCGAAAUCAACCCCGAGUACAACCUCGGUGGGUGGAAGAUCCGCAUGUUGGGAAAGGCGUACAAGAAGAUUGUCGCGAGGUAUGGGCUGGCGAAUCGUGGGCAGUUUAGGGCCAAAUUCGGCACCGAAGACGAACCACUGCACAUCGCCUACCCGCCCAACUCGUUCGGCUGGUCCGGCCUCGUCGCCAUGAUGAAGCUCAUGAAGGUCUGA
Molecule: messenger RNA, 1077 nt
Organism: Rhodotorula toruloides NP11
Lineage: Eukaryota; Fungi; Basidiomycota; Microbotryomycetes; Sporidiobolales; Sporidiobolaceae
Product: aspartyl-tRNA synthetase
Exons: 6
Coding region: 1-1077 (358 amino acids)
Biological process (GO): phospholipid homeostasis
Molecular function (GO): aminoacyltransferase activity
Source: RefSeq, a predicted model, not a curated record